CCUUCCAGACUAGAGCAUCCUUUAGGCAUUACCAGGGAGGAGGAGGAGAUCUUACCUGUUCUGCUGCAGUCUUCUCAUCCAGCAGUUGCACAUCCACUCAACUGCUGCCUGCAACCUGCAGACCCUUCCCAAGCUGCCAUCAUGUCUUCCCAGAAGCCCCCAGAUGUCUACACCAUCUCUACUAUAGAUGAGCCAGUAAAAGAGAAACCAGCUAAAAAAUCAAAGAAAGACAAGAAGAAUGAGAAGAAAGUGGACAACCUCAAAAAGGAACUUGAAAUUACGGACCACAUUAUAAGUGUGGAGGAGCUGGAGAGGAAAUAUUCCGUUAACAUUAAGGAGGGCCUAAGCACUGCCGCUGCUGAGGAGGUUCUUGUUCGGGAGGGACCGAACAAACUUACUCCUCCAAAAGGAACCCCUGAAAUUGUCAAAUUUUUGCUGCUUAUGGCUGGCGGAUUUUCCAUUGUGUUUUGGAUUGCGAGUGCUUUGUGUUUCCUUGCUUAUGGUCUACAAGUUGCACAGGAUCCCACUGUUUCUAAAGACAAUCUCUGGUUGGCUCUUAUUCUUAUUGGAGUGGUAGUGCUGACCGCCCUCUUUGCGUAUUACCAAGAUGCCAAAAGUACAAACAUUAUGGCCGGCUUUAAGAACAUGGUUCCUCAGCAAGCCGUGAUUCUUCGAAAUGGAAAGCGUAUAGAAAUAUUAGCGGAGAAGCUUGUUGUAGGUGAUAUCGUUUAUAUAAAAGGAGGAGACAAAAUCCCGGCUGAUUUACGCAUACUGGAGUGCCAAGGCUGCAAGGUUGACAACUCGUCUCUGACCGGUGAGUCAGAAGCACAACCUCGGGGUGUGGAGUGCACACAUGAGAAUCCGCUAGAGACCAAGAACCUUGGGUUCUACUCUACCACCUGUUUGGAAGGUGCAGCAUGUGGAAUGGUCAUAAACACAGGUGACCGUACAGUGAUUGGACGUAUUGCUGCCCUGGCCUCAAAAGUUGGAAAUCAGAAGACACCCAUAGCUCUGGAGAUUGAGCACUUUGUCACGAUAAUUAGUACACUUGCAGUGGCUGUUGGAGUCGUUUUCUUUAUAAUUUCAGUUGCUAUGGGUUACAGUCCUCUCAAUGCUAUUAUAUUCUGCAUCGGCAUCAUAGUAGCCUAUGUACCAGAAGGUCUACUGUGCACAGUCACUGUCUGCUUGUCACUUACUGCAGUACGUAUGGCAAAGAAAAACUGUUUAAUUAAGAACCUGGAGGCUGUAGAGACACUUGGAUCUACUUCGGUCAUCUGCUCUGACAAGACUGGCACCCUGACACAAAACCGUAUGACUGUGGCACAUAUGUGGUUUGAUAAAUUGAUUCACAAUGCGGAUACCACUGAGGAUUGGACUGGUGAAAUGUUUGAUCAGAGUUCACCCACCUGGUCUGCAUUAGGUAGAAUCGCCACCCUGUGCAAUAGGGCAGAAUUCAUUGGAGAUCAAGAGAAUGUUCCCGUCAGCAAAAGAACAGUCAACGGAGAUGCCUCAGAAGCAGCGUUGUUGAAAUUUACUGAGCAAAUCUAUGAGAAUGUGAUUGAAAUUAGGCAAAGAAAUAAAAAAGUGUUUGAAAUUCCUUUCAACUCAAGUAAUAAGUACCAAGUCUCUAUCCACAUCCCAGAAGAUCCUUCUUUGAAAGGCUACUUGAUGGUGAUGAAAGGUGCACCGGAGCGCAUCUUGGACAGAUGUAGCACUAUCAUGAUUGGAGGACAAGAAUUGCCACUGGAUGACGAAAUGAAAGACCAUUUUCAGGAAGCUUAUAUGAAUCUAGGAAGUCUAGGAGAAAGAGUUCUUGGGUUUAGUCAGUUACUACUUCCCGCUUCAGAGUAUGGACCUGGAUACCCAUUUGAUGCAGAAAGUGGAAACUUCCCACUAAAUGAUCUGUGCUUUGUUGGCCUCAUUUCUAUGAUUGACCCACCUCGUGCCACUGUUCCUGAUGCCGUCAUGAAGUGCCGCAGUUCUGGAAUUAAGGUUAUUAUGGUGACUGGUGACCAUCCAAUUACUGCAAAAGCUAUUGCGAAAAGUGUAGGCAUUAUUUCAAACAAUGAGACUGUAGACGACAUUGCGCAAAGGCUUGGAAUCCCGAUUGAAAGCGUUAAUCCAAGAGAUGCCAAUGCGGCUGUGGUGAAUGGUGGAGAAAUACUUGAAAUGUCUUCUGAUGAGCUGGACGACAUUUUACAAUAUCACCAAGAAAUUGUAUUUGCACGGACAUCGCCACAGCAGAAGCUUCUUAUUGUUGAGGGGUGUCAGAGACUAGGCAAUAUUGUAGCUGUUACUGGAGAUGGCGUGAAUGACUCCCCGGCAUUGAAGAAAGCAGAUAUUGGUAUUGCUAUGGGAAUUGCUGGAUCAGAUGCUGCCAAACACACUGCAGACAUGAUUUUGCUGGAUGAUAACUUUGCUUCAAUUGUGACUGGUGUAGAAGAAGGGCGAUUGAUAUUCGACAACUUGAAGAAGUCAAUUUCCUAUACAGUGACUAAGAACAUUCCUGAGAUGAUCCCCUUUAUGGUCUAUGUGAUCAUCAGUUGCCCACUGCCAAUUGGAACCAUCACCAUUCUCUUUAUUGAACUAGGCACUGACAUUAUCCCAUCCAUUGCUCUGGCUUAUGAAAAGGCAGAAAAUGACAUUAUGUUAAGAAAACCACGAAACCCUCACAAGGAUCGACUGGUGGACAUGCAGUUGCUUUCCUAUUCCUAUUUCCACAUAGCUGGAAUGGAAACGUAUUCUGGGUUUGUGAACUAUUUUACCAUAUUGGCUCAACAGGGAUUCCUUCCUAUAAAUACUAUUAAUCUUCGAGUCCCAUGGGAGGACAAGACUAACAACGAUCUAGUGGACAGUUACGGACAAGAAUGGACAUAUAGACAGCGCUUGACUUUGGAGUGGUAUUGCUACUCGGGGUUCUUUAUUAGUAUUGUCGUUUGCCAGAUGGUGAACACGUUAAUCCGAAAGUCAAGGAAAAAUACCCUGUUUACCCGCAACUUUUUCAGGAAUAAAAUGAUAUUUUUGGGAAUACUGUCACAAAUAUUUAUUGGAGUAUUCAUGUGUUAUGUCCCUGGAAUGGACGAUGCCUUGCAUUUCACAAAUAUUCGAGUCCAGUAUUGGUUUGUGGGAAUUGAAUACGCAGUCCUGAUCUUGGUUUAUGAUGAAAUUAGAAGGCUGCUUAUAAGGAGAAUGCCUGGAAGUUGGGUGGAAAAAGAAUUUUACUAUUAAGUGUCUAUUCAUUUUGCCAGCUCCCGUUAUUGACCCUCUCAUCUGACAAACCCUUCCCUAUUGCACAUUUUCACAUACUGUAAAUUUGUACAUUACUAUGCUGUAAAUAUAAAAAGUUUUAAAUAUUUAAAAUAUA
Rana temporaria (common frog) is the source of this 3364-nucleotide messenger RNA. RefSeq names its product potassium-transporting ATPase alpha chain 2-like. Gene Ontology annotation, molecular function: ATP hydrolysis activity; ATP binding; P-type sodium:potassium-exchanging transporter activity. Lineage: Eukaryota; Metazoa; Chordata; Amphibia; Anura; Ranidae. The transcript has 23 exons. The coding region runs from base 142 to 3228 and encodes 1028 amino acids. Gene Ontology annotation, biological process: proton transmembrane transport; intracellular sodium ion homeostasis; sodium ion export across plasma membrane. The record is from RefSeq and is a predicted model, not a curated record. Gene Ontology annotation, cellular component: membrane.